GGUUUCCAAACGUGCUUAAAAUAAAGCAGGAAGAAGCAGCAGUGAAAUGAUGUAAUUGAUAGUUGAAGUUUGUCUCCUCUGGUUGUUUCGUGAUCAUUCCUAUCUUUUUUUUCUAGACUGUUACUAAAAUGUCUUCGGCGACGACAUUUUCAGGUCAAGACUCACACAAGCAUGUAAGGACUAAGACCAACCCAGGAUUCUUGCAACGAUUAAGUGACACGGCAGGAGGAACGUUUGUUGGCGUUGGACUGUUUUUCCUUUCCAUAUAUAUUCUCUUCACCAAUGAGGGACGGGCUGUGCAGACUGCAUCCUCCCUAAAUGAAGGACUCGCUCAAGUCGUGUUGCUGGACACUUUUGCCAGCCUCGACCCGCAGAAUGACAACCGUUUGGUUCAUUUGUCUGCACCUUUGCGUCCCUCAAAGCCUUUACAUGACCCCAACUACAGAGUAUCUGUGCAGGCUGUCAAGUUAAAGAGGCAGGUGGAGAUGUAUCAGUGGGUGGAGUACCAGGAGAGCAAAGACUACGAAGAGAAUGGCAGUACCAAAACCGAGACCACAUACACCUACAACACGGAGUGGAAAGCAGAGCUGAUCAACAGUCGCAAUUUUGAUCGAGAAAUUGGUCACCAGAACCCGAGUGCCAUGGCGGUGGAGAGCGUGACAGUUGUGGCUCCUCAAGUGCAAGUGGGACCUUUCACUCUGUCGAAUGGACUAGUGGAACAGAUUAAUAACUUCCAGACAUUGAGCCUGAAGGAUUUGACGGCCUCCGACUCGGACCCUUUCCUUACCAUCCGUGACGAUUAUUUCUAUCAUACUCGGCAGCCACAGAGGCCAGACGUUGGAGAUGUCCGCGUGAGAUUUUCCUUCGCGGGACUCAGUGGUCAAACUGUUAGCAUUGUUGCCAAGCAGAGUGGAGAGCAGCUUUUACCCUUCAAAACCAAGUCAGGAGACGUUCUUGAGAUCUUGUAUCUGGAGGAGCUCUCAGCAGAGCAAGUGUUCGCAAAAGAGCAGCAGCAUAACAGCAUAAAGACGUGGGGACUCCGAGCUGCGGGAUGGGCCCUCAUGUUUCUCGCCAUUCAGCUGACCAUGCGCAUCAUCUACACACUGGUGGACUGGGUUCCUCUCUUGAGAGACCUCGUUUCUGUGGGGCUGAAGAUCUUCGCCUUGUGCGUGUCCGCCUCGCUCUCUCUCCUCACCAUCGCAGCGGGGUGGUUCUUUAAUCGACCCCUGAUGGCGAUUGCUUUGGGGGCUUUAGCUCUUCUUCCCGUGCUUCUCGCACGCACGCGGCUCCCAGCCAAAAAGCAUCUGUGACUUAAGAAACUGGAUGUGAAGCUCACCGGAGCAGCAAGGCAGUUCUGGGUGCCUCAGAAUGCCCCUCCACAGCAGGAUAAAAUAUGGAAUUUAGACAAACAUUCUCAUUUGCAGUAUUUUAAGACGAGUAAAAUUGAUGUAUUGCACUGACUUGUUGCUAAUGUAGUCCUGCAGUCGGACAUCGGCUGUUGUAGAGGCACGUUUUAUUUUUCAUGCAUUGUUUUGUCCUUUGUAUUUUUUCAUACGCCACUCAUGCAUAAUCUCUGAAACUGUUAAGUUUCAGAUAACCAGAAAUGCCUCAACAAACCAGAUAACCAAAUAGCCAGACCGUCGUACGUACAACAGAUCUGUUCUGUGUUGGGUUCUACCGGUACUUGAAGAUUUAAAAAAAACAUCAAGGCACACAGCAGAAUCUCUUGUGCAACUUAUUUGUUUUGAACAUGCAACAAAGUGAAUGCUUAACUUUCAAAAAUCCUAAUAAUUUUUUUUGUAUUAAUGCAGCUCAUGAGAUCAGUGGCUAGAAGCAAGAUUCUUACAAAGUAAUUUAUUACACAAAACACUAAGUUUCCAUUUUGCGUGUUAACAAAAAUUGAGUUUCCAGUCUCAUAUCGUGCACGUUGUCACGAUGCACGCGAGGAUUCGUCAAUGGAGCACACCAAAACAAACGUUGACUAGGCGUGUGCAUUAGUUUGUCAAAGAAGUCACAGUGAUCAGGUACUUUUACCCUAGUUGACUGUGGAAACAUUCGUCGGGUCAGCAGGCAGGGCUUCAGCACUGGACUGUAGUUGGCAGGUUUGCUGACUUCUCAUGACACUACAUGCUGAUAGAGGAAUUUUUAUUAUGGCUGAUUGACUGAUGCUUUAGUAGAAAAAAAACGACUUCCAAUACUGACAGAACCUAUUUCAGCUUAAUACAUAAAACAAGUAAAAGCGUUGCACCUUUUGUAAAAACUGGUGAGAACAGUCCUUUGCGUGGGUGUAUUUUUUGGGUGGAAAAGGGGGGGGGGGGGUUGACCCUCUGCUUCUUUUUUUUUCCCCAAACAGGAAGCAGUCUCAUGCCACCCGUUUUCACAGGACGGUGCAUUUAUUGCUCUUCUUUCCCCGCCGGGCCUGUAAUGCCGCCCUGGUGGCCAUUUCAAAUACUUCCCUCACGCCAUCCUUUGUUUUGGCUGAGCACUCCAUGUAUCCAAAGGCACAGAUCCUGUUGGCCAUGUCCCGUGCAUCCUCCUGCUUCACGGGUUCCUUGGAGGGGAAAAAAAAAACAGUUGCAUGGGUUAUGAAACAUCUACAGUUUCGAGAAUAAAGCUGGUAAUAUAUCUUUUUUUUUUCCAUAAGCUCUGUCAGAACAUCAUUGCCGAGGAGAAAGGAAUCUUCCACUACGUGGCAUAAUGGUCAGAAUCGCCUUUAUCGUCAUUGUAUAGAAUACAACGAAAUUUGGGUGCCACUCCUUAGUGCAUCUCGUAAAAAAAAUAAAAUAGAAAUAUGUAAUUGUAAAUGUAAUAAAAUAGUAAAAUGGUUUGACCUUGGUGGAAAUCUGCACUCUAGAUCGUUGCCGCUCCACUUUCACACAUGUUUACCUGCUUCAUUUUGGCAAGCUCCCUGCGGGUGUGCUCAUCGUUGCGCAGGUCCUUUUUGUUUCCCACCAGGAUAAUGGGGA
Hippocampus zosterae (dwarf seahorse) is the source of this 2966-nucleotide messenger RNA. Its product is annotated as transmembrane protein 43. The transcript has 12 exons. NCBI's taxonomy places the organism in Eukaryota, Metazoa, Chordata, Actinopteri, Syngnathiformes, Syngnathidae. Gene Ontology annotation, cellular component: nuclear inner membrane. The coding region runs from base 129 to 1310 and encodes 393 amino acids. Gene Ontology annotation, biological process: nuclear membrane organization. The record is from RefSeq and is a predicted model, not a curated record.